AAGGUUAAGGUAAGCAAUCGGAUCGACAUAAACUAUGCCAUUUUUGGGGCCGUAUCAUGUCGAUUAUGUUAUCUGAUAUGAUGGGGGGAGAAAACGACGACGAUAACAGUGAACUUAGUGAACACGCCCGAUUUUUAUGCAAAGGUGCCUUUCUCCUAACUCCAUCUCACGAUCUGAGCCUGGAUAAAGCGGCCAACAUUUGCGACAAGCUGAACUUCCGAGGCAGCUUCAGCUUGACCAAAACCGCCACUGGAAUCCUGUUCAAAUUCUCCGAACCGGACGACUACCAGCAAGUGUUCCGCAAAGGCUUUCACAAGGUCACUGGUGGGCGAUUGUAUAGAAAAGUGGCAAUCCCUUGUCGCCCUCAAAAAACCUUCUCGUUACUCGUCAACGAAGUUCCAAUUGAUUUACCAGAAGACGAUAUUAGAGCCAGUUUGUAUAGAUUUUCUUCGGUGGUUGAAGUAACCAGACUGCAGUCGCGUCUGGAUCAACCGGCAGGAACUCCUAAUCCAAUUCGAGUGACUGUGGCUUCACUAGACGAAUUCAACACUCUUCUCCAGCAAGGGCUGGACUUUUACGGAGCGACUUACUUUCCUACCGAGCCUCUGAAGAAGGACAUGCUAAAGGGAAGCAAAGAAGUGUCCAAUUCAAUUUCAGGUCUUCUGCCCGUCUUUGAUUCGGCUGGCUUUUCCAGAAUACCUCCGCCGCCCAGCCGAACUUUGAAGCCACGCUCUUAAGCCAUCUAGAACCCAAUUCUUAAGCAAUUUCCGCCCUUAACAUUCGCGUUAGUCUAAUACAUGCAUGUGUUGUAGCGUCUAAUUCUAAUCAGAUGUUGUUCGAACUGAACUUUCAAUAAAACUUUCACGAUUC
This is a messenger RNA of Dendroctonus ponderosae (mountain pine beetle), 870 nucleotides long. RefSeq lists its product as uncharacterized. The coding region runs from base 57 to 737 and encodes 226 amino acids. The record is from RefSeq and is a predicted model, not a curated record. The transcript is spliced from 5 exons. NCBI's taxonomy places the organism in Eukaryota, Metazoa, Arthropoda, Insecta, Coleoptera, Curculionidae.